Messenger RNA from Fomitiporia mediterranea MF3/22, 174 nucleotides. RefSeq lists its product as uncharacterized. The coding region runs from base 1 to 174 and encodes 57 amino acids. The record is from RefSeq and is a predicted model, not a curated record. NCBI's taxonomy places the organism in Eukaryota, Fungi, Basidiomycota, Agaricomycetes, Hymenochaetales, Hymenochaetaceae. The transcript has 3 exons.
AUGGUAUGGGGUACAAACUCACCUUGCUGUGGAGCUGAUACGGGGAGUCUCGAACCGGGACAGGUGAACGAUAUGGGUGGACCAAAUGAUUUCGAUCCUGUUUGGGCCCGAGCUAUCAGGCCGAACAUUCCGUUAGACACUUUGAAACGGAACGGGACGUCGAGUCUCUCGUAA